Messenger RNA from Pieris brassicae (large cabbage white), 1042 nucleotides. Its product is annotated as methyl-CpG-binding domain protein 4-like. The transcript is spliced from 3 exons. Gene Ontology annotation, molecular function: DNA binding; catalytic activity. The coding region runs from base 348 to 1031 and encodes 227 amino acids. Lineage: Eukaryota; Metazoa; Arthropoda; Insecta; Lepidoptera; Pieridae. The record is from RefSeq and is a predicted model, not a curated record. Gene Ontology annotation, biological process: DNA repair. Gene Ontology annotation, cellular component: nucleus.
UCUAAAAAGUAGGACGCCUUAGAUAAAUUGAUAUUGAUGUGGUUUAAAGAUAACCUAGUAAACCAAUUUACGGGGUUUUAUAACUAAAGCUAGAUUCUGAAAGGACAGUUUGAUAGUUUUGUUUUACUUCAGUAUUACGGCAUUUAAUCAUAUGUAUUUUUAAUUAAGUAGCAAAGAUGCUAUAAUGAAUAUGUUAUACAAAAAUCAUUAUAAUUAAAAUGUCUUUUUAUUCUGUGGACGGAUACGUUUUACUUUCUCGUAAGAAAGCGUUGCAUGAUGAUCUGGCGCCCUAUUAAUCGCCAUGGCCUAUAUAGUCAGACCCAAGUGAGGGCUUAGGAGUGAACAACAUGAAAAUGGUGAACGAUCUGAAUUGCAUCAGCACAUUUUUCGAUUUAAGUUCCAGUACAGACACGUCCCUGAGCUCUCAAGAAGGUCAGACUUCAAUAGAUUCCGAAACAGAUGGGCUGAGCUUAUCACAGCUAACAAUACAAGAACCGGAUCCUAUGAAUAUAUGCCCUUUCUUCAACAUAACCCCAAGGAUAAUGCCCCAAUCACCACAUUACAUUAUCGAAGAGGAAUUCUCUCAGAACCCGUGGGCAAUGCUGAUUGUCACAAUAUUCCUUACAAAGACAUCCGGGAAGAUGGCUCUACCGUAUAUAAAAAACUUUUUUGAGAAUUACCCAACACCGUAUCACGUAUUAAAUGAUAACCCGACAUCUUUAGGGAGAUACUUCGAUAAAUUAGGCCUACGGAAACGUGGUCAAAUCAUUUGGAAAUUGAGUUAUCAGUUUGUCUCGUCAAAAUGGCGGCGGGCAAGCGACUUAUGCGGCAUAGGGAAGUACGGCGAGGAUGCAUAUAGAAUGCUGUGCUUGGGACAUACGGAUUUGGAACCUGAUGACCGAUACUUAAGGCUGUAUUUAGAUUGGCUGCAACGAGACACGGAGUUUAUGGAGCACAAUGGAAUGAGGGACAGUGAAUUCAUGAUAGACGAUCCAGUUUUAAAGUAUUAUUCAAUUAAUUUGAGGAUUUAAUUUUUAAUAAG